Molecule: messenger RNA, 5149 nt
Organism: Hirundo rustica (Barn swallow)
Lineage: Eukaryota; Metazoa; Chordata; Aves; Passeriformes; Hirundinidae
Gene: SIK1
Product: salt inducible kinase 1
Exons: 13
Coding region: 54-2456 (800 amino acids)
Biological process (GO): protein phosphorylation; microtubule cytoskeleton organization; intracellular signal transduction
Cellular component (GO): cytoplasm
Molecular function (GO): protein serine/threonine kinase activity; magnesium ion binding; tau-protein kinase activity
Source: RefSeq, a predicted model, not a curated record
UGCGGCGCGGAUGCUCCCGUCCUGAGGCGCUGCCCGCGCCCCCCGCCUGAGCCAUGGUGAUCAUGUCGGAGUUCGCCUCGGCGCCCGCGGCCGCGCACGGCCAGCAGCGGCCCCUGCGAGUCGGCUUCUACGACAUCGAGAGGACCCUGGGGAAAGGCAACUUCGCCGUGGUCAAGCUGGCCCGGCACAGGGUGACCAAAACGCAGGUUGCAAUAAAAAUAAUAGACAAAACAAGGUUAGAUCCGAGCAAUCUGGAGAAGAUUUAUAGAGAAGUUCAGAUAAUGAAGCUUUUGAAUCAUCCCCACAUUAUCAAGCUAUAUCAGGUUAUGGAGACAAAGGAUAUGCUGUACAUUGUUACUGAGUUUGCAAAGAAUGGAGAAAUGUUUGAUCACCUGACCUCCAACGGGCACUUGAGCGAGAGCGAAGCACGGAAGAAGUUCUGGCAGAUUCUCUCAGCAGUGGAAUAUUGUCACAGCCACCACAUCGUGCACAGGGAUCUCAAAACAGAGAACCUCCUGCUGGAUGCUAACAUGAAUAUCAAAUUAGCAGACUUUGGCUUUGGAAACUUCUACAAGUCAGGAGAGCCCCUCUCCACUUGGUGUGGAAGCCCACCCUAUGCAGCUCCAGAAGUUUUCGAAGGCAAAGAAUAUGAAGGCCCUCACCUUGAUAUAUGGAGCCUGGGGGUGGUUCUGUACGUCCUUGUCUGCGGUUCUCUGCCUUUUGAUGGACCCAAUUUACCGACUCUGAGGCAAAGAGUGCUGGAGGGGCGGUUCCGCAUCCCGUACUUCAUGUCCGAAGACUGUGAAACACUAAUCCGACGGAUGCUGGUUGUGGACCCAACCAAGCGGAUAACCAUCUCCCAGAUAAAGCAGCACAAAUGGAUGCAGGCUGACCCCUCCCUUCAGCAGCAGCAGUCCCUGUCCUUCUCCAUGCAAAACUACAACUCCAACCUGGGCGACUACAACGAGCAGGUCCUCGGGAUCAUGCAAACCCUUGGCAUCGACAGGCAGAGGACUGUGGAGUCUCUGCAGAACAGCAGCUACAACCAUUUUGCCGCCAUCUAUUACCUGCUCCUGGAGCGCCUCAAGGAGUACCGGAGCAGCCAGGUGUCGGCUCGGCCGGCAGCCGGCCGGCAGCCGCGGCCCAGGAGCUCCGAGAUCACCAACGCUGAGAUGCCUCAGGACAGUCUCACUAGUGAAACCCUGCGAUCAUCUCUGCUUUACCAGCAACCUCAGAGCCUGAUUCAGCCAUCCUUGCAGGCAGAGAUGGACUGUGACAUAAGCAAUCCACUACAGCCUGUGUUCUUCCCUGUGGAUACCAACUUCAACGGGCUCUUCCGGCACCGCUCCAUCUCCCCGAACAGCCUGCUAGAGACCACCAUCAGUGAGGAAGUGAGGCAAGAGAAGGAGCUGGAAGAUGAAAUCAAGGCCUAUGACCACCCCAUCUGCAUCCCUAGCAACACCAGCAGGAGGCACACCCUGGCUGAAGUGACCACCCAUUUCUAUCAGCACGUCCCUCCAUGUAUAGUCAUUUCCUCCUCUGCCAGCCCCACAGAGGGGACUAGCUCAGACAGCUGCCUUACUUCAUCUUCAAAUGACAGCUCAGUGGCCCUGAGCAGCUGUUUGGCAGGUCAAGUAAUGACGGGGAGCCCGGCCACAGCGAGGAUGACGUCGCCUUUCCUCGCUUCCCAGUCUGACGCUCCCGUGUUACAAGCCCAGGGCUGCAUGGGAGGUGCUUCUCUCCUGCCUGUCAGCUUCCAAGAAGGAAGGAGAGCAUCUGAUACCUCAUUAACUCAAGGCUUGAAGGCUUUUAGGCAGCAGCUGCGGAAGAACGCUCGAGCCAAGGGGUUUCUCGGCUUGAAUAAAAUCAAAGGCUUUGCUCGGCAGGUGUGUCAGUCCUCCUCCUCUCGGGCAGCAAGGAGUGCCAUGAGCCCUUUCCAGCACACGCAGCCCAACACCUGCAUGUACAGCAGCAGCGGGAGCAGCAGAGAGGGGAGAAGCCUCCUGGAGGAGGUGCUGCAGCAGCAGAGAAUGCUCCAGUUCCAACAUCACCAACUACUCCAAACAGCUUGUCCCCAGACCUCCCAGACGCCUGCGGCGAGCGGCGUCCCCUCCUCUGACGGGCCAGGCACCCGCAAAGCCUCCAACUCCAUCCUGCUGUCAGAGCUGCAGAGACAGAACUCGUUCGAGCUGGCCUUUGCUGGCAGCAGCCAACUGCUCCAACCUCAUUUCUUGGGCGUGAGCGUGUCGCCGGUGUCGUCGGCCGCUCACCUCCUGGACGCUCACCUGUACAUCAGCAGCGGCGGCAGCGUGGCCCCGCUGGCCGCCCCCUUCUCCCCGCAGCAGAGCUUCCCCGCGCCGUCCCCGAGCUACGACGCCGUCACCCUGCAGCACGGGGACUGUGAGAUGGAGGACCUGACUUCCAGCCAGCUGGGCAAGUUUGUGCUGGUCAAGUGAGAGCUCGGGGCCGCUCCUCCAUGCGGGGAGCUUGCAGCGCUGUUCCGUGGCUGGCUGGCGGCGUGGGGACGAGUGACUCUCAGAAGCAAUAAAUUUUGAAGUAUGUGAAGAGGCUGUCUGGCUCAGAAAGCUGGCGACUUUAUAGGACUGAAACAAGCAAUAUGUAUGUCUUUUUGCUUCUACUAUUCUUGCACUGAACAAAUACGAAUAGAAACUGAUUUUUUUUUUUUUUUUUUUUUUUUUUUUUUUUUUAAAGGAUAAAAUAAUGAUGGGGCAGAUGGGUGGGGCAUUUGUGGGGGCAGGGAGGGAUGUGGUUGGGGAAGAACUCUUCGGUACUGUACUGAAGUCAGACCAAUACAGCUCUGCUGUUAUGCAAGAUUAGCAGCUGUCAGUAGUGGUGACACAGCAGGGAGAGGCUUUUCAAAGAAGGGACCAGAGCCUCCCUUUUUUCACAAUAUUCAUUUAUGGGUUUGUGAAGAUGAUUACCUCUUAAAAAAAAAAAAAUAAACAGAAAACCAGUGGCAUGCAGCAUUAUGCAUUCAUAGGAGACAAAAAUGGAAGCAUUGCCAUUUGUUGUUUUUCCUUUUCCCUCCUGUUAACACUCAUUUUAUUUAAAGGAACCAACAUCCCCGUUCCACACCUCCCAGAUAGACAUACUUUAAAUGAAAACUGUGAACUUCUCGCUUGAUACAUCAGCUGGAAAAGCUCAGCAUGCCCUUCUAAUUAGUACAGAAGCAGUGACUAUUGGAAAUGUAUCCCUUGAUAAUCAGGAUCCAAAUUGCAUAAUGCCCGGUCUUUUGCAGGGAUGUUUGUUUGGGAGUCGUGUGUGUGUGUGUGUACAUACACACAGGUGCACACGUGGCUGUGUUUUGUUGGUCUGGGUAAUCUUUAGGAAUCUUUUUAUAAACUCUGAGUUUGUUCAUAUUCUUGCCAAGGCACUGAGGAGGGAAGCAGCAGCACCUGUGGGGUAAUGGGAAGGGUUUUCUUUUUUAAAAAGCCCUCCUGGAGGUUGCCUACAAAGUUGCCUGAGGGGUUUUUCUUAGUGCUGCACAUUGUUAUUUCUGCUGCUAAUUAUGUUUUUAUGCAUUUCAUUAUCAGGGUCCAAACAGAACUGACUCUUGGGGAAAUGUGCAAUAUUGAGGUUAUAAUUACAUACUGACAAAGACAAAAGGAAUAGGCUAGAACAGAAUUCUACUCUAACGGAGUACAGCUUUUUCUGAACAAAACUGUAUUAAAAGUGAGUAAAACAGCACAAUCUUUGGGUGUUUGUUUUUGGUUGGUUUGUUUUUUUGGCAUAUUAGCAAAAUGAGGUUUUGCAUUAGAUAGGUGUUUUUUCGUAUGGUUUUUAAUGCUGUAUAUGUAUAUAAAUAGGAAGCAGAAAACUAUAUAACACUAGUUAUUUUUUAUAUUUUGUAAUAUGCUUCUGUUGUGUUCCUGGUAUAAACCCCGACUCCCUUCCUGAGGCAGAGCAUGACUUCUGUUGGUUAUGCUCAACAGAGGUUAUGCAGAGGUAUAAAGGGGAGGACAGGCUGUGCUCCCACAGACAUGAGCUGGGCAGUGCAUGCAGACUUUGGAAGCAGGUGAGCAGACAGUGGGACAGCUUGGCUGGGAGCUGCCAUCCGAGUGUCAGAGCGUGGCUGCAUUCUGUCUAAACGCUUAAAGGACCCAUCUCCCUAGUGUGACACAGGGUGCCUUCAAGUUACCUUGGCUUCAUGCAACCUGCAGUAUUACACAUUUGCAAAUAAUACAGAAACCUGUUUUGGGAUUUUUUUUGGGGGGGGGGUUCUUUUUUGUUUGGUUUGUUAGUUGUUUGGGGGUUUUUUUUGGUGGUUUUCUUUUUUUCUUUUUAAAAAAGCAAACAACAAAAAAAAAGCCAAAGAUUGACCAGGUUAAUUGGUGGGAGUAGGAAGAGUUGAAGAUAUCCCGUGGCUCUGUCUGUGGCUCUCCAUAAACAACCUCUUUACCUGUGCGUUGCAUCUGUGUGUCUGUAUCGGUGCACCUCCAGCUUGCCACUGCUGCUCCAUGGUCUGGAAAUUUCAAAGUGACAGAAAAUUGCUCGAGCUGAACUCCUGUUAAUGAGCGGUGCCUUGCAGCAGAGAAAACACCAAAGUCUCAUGCUCAUUUGUAGUGUGGGUUUCAAAGAAAACACAAACAGCCCCGCAAAAAACUCAAGCCAAAAAAGAGAUUGCAUGGAGAUGGCUGCAGAGGAGGGCAAGAAGAAGCCAGUUUGUCACAAAGCAGCAACUUGGCCUUCAGUUUUGUAAGGGGUAGCACACGUACUUAAACCACAGAACCUCCUCCUCAAUCUGAGUUUUGUUUAAUGCCAUGGAUCUAAAGGCCACAGAUUCUUUUGUUUCCUGUCCUGAGCAAUGACAAGCACUUUACUUUCAUAGUAUUUUUUUUUUUUUUCUUUUCCAAUUGCUGUAGAACCUCUUUGGAAUUAUUGCUGGAGCAGAAGAGGUCAUUUUAAAAGUCUGGGGGUUUUUUUGUAGAUACCUUGACAGUGCUGUUCUGCAGACUGCAAUGCAAUAGGGUAUUUAAAGACACUACGUGACUGGUUUAAUUGAGAUGUAUAGUUUAUUUUUUAUCAUGACUGAACAAUCAUUUUACUUCUUAUGUUAAAAUGAGAGGUGUACACCAAAAUGAUUAGUUGAUGUGUUUUAUUUAAUAUUUAAAUAAAAAAUGUUUUAAAA